AAUUAAAUCACAUUAUUCUAACAAAAACCAAAAGCCAAAAAAUAUCGCCGAUAAUCGCCCCGACCAAAGCGCAGAGAGCCACACGAAAUCACCCCUCGAGAAUUCUACAUUUCUCAUAAGAGGAGAGAGAAACAACAAACGAGGAGAGAGAAAGCUUCAAAAGCUUCAUCAAUGGCGUCAACAACUGGCAUAGCCUUAUUUCUCUCUCUCAAACCCUUUCAACUCUCUCACCAACACCAACACCAACACCAACACCAAAACCAUCUCCCUUUUCUUUCUUCUUCAUCUUCUCGCCAUUUUCUCUCUCCAACAACCACUCUUUCUUAUCGCCGGAAUCGCAUCAUCGGAUGUCUUAUCUCCGGCGUCGGCGGCGGAGGACUUUCCGAUACGAGGAAAUCGGAAUUUUCUAGAGAGUUCGCUGUUAUUGCCACCAUGUUGAAGCGCAUCGAACCUUUGGAUACUUCCGAUAUUUCCAAAGGUGUUUCUGAAUCUGCUAAGGAUUCUAUGAAACAGACGAUUUCUACUAUGCUUGGACUUUUGCCUUCCGAUCAGUUUUCUGUUUCUGUUAGGGUUUCGAAGGUUCCUCUUCAUCAUCUUCUCGCUUCUUCCAUCAUAACUGGGUAUACGCUGUGGAAUGCAGAAUAUCGCAUAUCAUUGAUGAGAAAUUUUGAGCUGUCUAUGGAUAGUUCGGAAUCACGUAAAUUUGAGGAGGGGAGUGAGGCGUAUGGAUUGGACCGUGAGGAACGAGAGAGUGAAGGUGCAAAUGCAUGUAAUGAUUUAGGCAUCAAUAAUUUUGAGCAGCUUACUUCUUCUAGCUUAAAGGAUUUAUCUCCUGAAGCUUUGAGAUACAUCCAACAGUUGGAAACAGAGUUAAGCUCUGCACAAAAGGAACUAGACGCACAGAGGCAAGAUUCUGUGCAAAUGGAAUCAAGUAAGGGUAACAAUAAUAAUCUGCUGGAGUACCUCAGGUCCUUGGAGUCGUCUAUGGUGUCUGAACUCUCACAGCCUAAUUCAGUAGAGGUAAAGGAAGUAAUCCAUGAAUUAGUUCAAAAUACUAUACAUAGAUUUUUCAAAGAUAGCCCCAUAUCCAAAUCCAUUGAGACUCCGACCAUAGCAAGCAUAAAGAACCACCAAGUUGGUGACAGUGAAGGUUUUGAAAUGAUCACCACUUCCAGGGAUUCGCUUGCAAAACUUUUGUUCUGGUGUAUGCUGUUAGGACAUCACUUGCGAGGCUUGGAAAACAGAUUACACCUUAGCUGCGUUGUUGGAUUAUUGUAAAGAGUACAGAAAUAGCCCUGUAUAUUCAUCCCUUUUUUCUCAUCUCAGAAGAUGCUUGUUGUAUUUUUGCUGGAAAAACUGCAAUACAACCUGACUUUUAUUAUUAUUCGGAUAUUCAAUUAAUCUAAAUGAGCUUACAAAAUAUCCUCUCCAUUAACAAUCA
Molecule: messenger RNA, 1441 nt
Organism: Chenopodium quinoa (quinoa)
Lineage: Eukaryota; Viridiplantae; Streptophyta; Magnoliopsida; Caryophyllales; Amaranthaceae
Exons: 5
Coding region: 172-1278 (368 amino acids)
Source: RefSeq, a predicted model, not a curated record